This is a messenger RNA of Aspergillus niger, 2319 nucleotides long. RefSeq lists its product as uncharacterized. Gene Ontology annotation, biological process: transcription by RNA polymerase III. Gene Ontology annotation, cellular component: transcription factor TFIIIC complex. Gene Ontology annotation, molecular function: protein binding. Lineage: Eukaryota; Fungi; Ascomycota; Eurotiomycetes; Eurotiales; Aspergillaceae. Bases 1 to 2319 code for a protein of 772 amino acids. The record is from RefSeq and is a predicted model, not a curated record. The transcript has a single exon.
AUGCCUCGGCCCCGCAGGUCCAAUCGCGCAUCUAGCGCCAGGACAAAAUACAUCCAUGACCCUUUCGAAGCGGCCGGUUUUAGCGACGAAGGAGAGGGCCCCGCUACCUCCGAAACCCCGCAGCGCAGAAAGGGCAAGGGAAAGGCUAAACAAGCUGUCGCGGACGAGGGUUCUUCGGACGAAGACUUUGCAAUGGAUGAUGCCAACGGAGAUGACGAUGACGACGAUGAUGAGUACAACGAUAAUGACGUGGAAAUGGUCCUUGAGAAUGAAGAUGAAGAUGCAGAGGAAGACGACGAUGCGUCAGCCUCAGAUGUUGACACGGGCAGUCGUCGUCAGCGGAAAAAGCCCGCUGCUGCCGCUACGCCAAAGCCUAGCAGCAGCGUUAAGCGGCGUCGUCCGGAUGGGAGUCUUGCUGUGCCCGGGGAAGAGACGCAUUCGCGCGGAUCGUGGAAUCCUCUUGAGCAUGUUGGAAAGGCAGUUCAUCUGCGCGUUACAUUUGGCACAGAUGAGAGGGAUAUACUUUCCAUUAUAAGUGCGCGGGAUCGCUGGUACAAGGGAGUCGAUUCUACGUUUCCGACGCGCGAGUCAUUGAAUGAGUCGCAUGAUAUGCCGGAUUAUGGAUAUGGGAACUCGUUUGGCUUGGAGGCCGAGGACAUGAAACGGGAAAGCUCCCGUGCAUGGGAUUGGUACUAUAGUAAGGAUGUGGGUGCACACUUUAGGAAAAGGCAGCGCAUCCAGAAGAUUAAGGAGAAUGAAGCUCGCUCGGUCUACUUUCCUAGUUCCAGAGGACCACAUACCGUGCUCGCUGGCCCGGUUGAUGAGCAGAAGGUCUUUUCCCUCGCUCAGCAUGAUGUGCUUGAUUUUGGCGAGGCAUGGGAGGACGAUGCUUCUACAUCUCAGAAACAGGGGAAGCAGGCUGGGAAGCAAGCCAAGACGAAACAGCCUGAAAGAAAGAGAAGGAAACGAGAGGGUUGGCUUCUUAAUCUAGGGAACAAAGUCCAAUGUUUGGCCUGGGUGCCAAAUCAAACUGGCCUCACGCAGUAUCUGUCCGUCGUGGCUCCAAUCCUACCGGACCAAAAGGAGCAGUAUCCAGAUCCGUACAAGGACCAGGCGGCUCCAGCAUUCAGACCUUCAGCGCCUUAUCCGUCUGCCCUGCAGCUUUGGGAGCUCAAGGCCGAAGAAGCCGCGUCACUGACCAAGACAAUCGAUAUGACAUCCAAGCCGCGAUUACGCCUCGCGCUGUGCACUGACUGGGGCGAUCUGAGGCGAAUGGCCUGGUGCCCAAUGCCUCGAGGCCCGCGGAACGAAGACGACAAAGACGCGCAGAAGAGCGUCGGCCUUCUGGCAGGUGUAUGGGGAGAUGGCCGGGUGAGGGUCAUCGAUGUCAAACUGAGUCGUGACCCAAACCAGACCGAAUACUGUACGUCCAAAUACCAGAAUAAAGCUAAGUCCCAUACUAACAGCUCAGAUAAACUGCAAUCCCCCGUCUUCGAAGCAAAACCACAUUCGACCGUAUGUACAUCUGUAACAUGGCUCUCCCCGAGCGACAUCGCCGUAGGCUGUGCCAACGGAUUCGUCGCCAUCUGGAGCAUCGUCUCAUCGCCAUCCUCACCCUCCAAUCCCAUCCCCUACUUCUACCAGCAACUGCACUCGACAUGGAUUCUCAACCUUGCCUCUGCCUACCCAACCCAUCCCUAUCUCAUCAGCACCACCUCCAUGGACGGCGAAAGCCGACUCACCUCCAUUAUCGACCCUCAAAAAGACAGCGUCAAUGCAAACCGCAUGCGCGUAGGCACCGCGCACCUCACCUACUCCCCACUCCUGCACUCCUUCGUCUCGGGCGACGAGAACGACUUUCUGCGCCUCCUCGCCAUCCGCCGCUUCUUCACUUCCACCGCCGUGGCUCGGCUCCCGAGUAUGAUCUCCGCCCUCGGACCCUGCAGCUUCUGGCACCCAAGCCUCCUCGUCGGCUGCACCGGCGGUACCGUGCAAGCCACGAAUCCCCUCCGCCGGAUGAUGCACGCCAAGGAGAAACAAUGGCAACAGACUUGGUUCCAGCAUGAAUGGGUGCGAGGCUCAGGUACGGGCACAGGCACUAGUCGGUUUCACGACGGUUACCGCGCCGAACACACCAGCUUGCUGCGUAAUCUGGUCGGUGACCCGAGACUGAUCAAUGGCACGGCGGUGAUUACGGUAUUCGAUGAAGGAACACACGUCACUGCGCUCUCGUGGAACCCGAAUCGGGUGUGCGCUGGGUGGGCUGCGGCUGGGAUGGGAUGUGGCUUGGUUCGGGUUGAGGAUUUAGCGUUGUCGUGA